AUGCGUGGAAGAGUAGAGGGAAAUCGUUUUACCAUCAAUGGACCUCAGCAGAAACGAUCAUCGAAUUUUAAAAACAAUUUGAAUAAUACUUAUUUCAAGGAAGCGUUGGUGAGAUUUUUAUGUGAACAUUGGAAUCAGGACCAUAUGAGUCCUUACUUUGGUGACCGAACUGUUCUCGUAAACUAUGAGAAAUGUUUCAAGUUCGAAGUCAUUGAUAAUAAGGUUGUCAGAACAGUAGAGGAAGAUUUGUUAUGCUCUGAACAUUUGGAAGCUGAAUCUAAAAUUAUGUUUCACGUCUGCGAGUUGAAUUUCGAUGCUCAUGUAACAAUACGAUGUUCAGACAAAGAUAUAAUUGUGAUUAUGCUCGGUAACAUGCAUAGUAUCAUACAUAAUUUACAUUUCGAUUCUCACAGGACUUGGAAAUAA
Molecule: messenger RNA, 426 nt
Organism: Ceutorhynchus assimilis (cabbage seed weevil)
Lineage: Eukaryota; Metazoa; Arthropoda; Insecta; Coleoptera; Curculionidae
Source: the annotation of a GenBank genome assembly